Molecule: messenger RNA, 909 nt
Organism: Astyanax mexicanus (Mexican tetra)
Lineage: Eukaryota; Metazoa; Chordata; Actinopteri; Characiformes; Acestrorhamphidae
Product: C-type lectin domain family 4 member E-like
Exons: 6
Coding region: 84-869 (261 amino acids)
Source: RefSeq, a predicted model, not a curated record
UUACCUGUUCUCACAGACAGACAGAGGGGAAGUGUGUCGCAUUACUCGUCAUUUUGAAUCUUCUGUCAAAAUAAGCCGCAGAGAUGUCUCAGGAUGUUUAUGCGAAUGUGAACCGCGCUGCAAAAAUAGGAGAACGGGUGGAGGUGGAGGUGGAGAUCUACGAGAGUGCAGACACUGUUACAAACGGCCAAAACACCGUCACAGAACAGCAAGAAACCAACACGAACAAGACAACACAAAGUAAUGUUACAGGUCAAGAUUGCCAUCAUACUACAGGGACCAGAAGUUGCAGGCUGGCUGCAGUGUUUCUGGGUCUUCUGUGUGUUAUCCUGCUGAUUGUCAUCAUACUGCUGUGGUUCAAGUUUACCACAGACAGAGACCAGUUACAGACCAGUAACUCCAACCUGGCUGCAGAGAGAGACCAGUUACAGAAAGAGAGAGAUGGACUUCUGAUGAACCUUUCUGAACUGUUUUUGCUAAGUGGAUGGAAAUAUUUCAACUCCAGUUUUUACUACAUCACUACUGAGAAGAAAAGCUGGAGUGAGAGCAGAAAGGACUGUAGAGACAAAGGAACAGACCUGCUGAUCAUCAACAGCAGAGAGGAACAGGAAUUCUUCAAUAAAGAACUUGGCAGAACUGAAGCUUGGAUUGGUCUGACUGAUGAAGUAACAGAGGGGGACUGGAAAUGGGUGGACGGUUCAAAACCGACCGUUAAGUUCUGGGCUGAAGGAGAACCCAAUAAUUAUCAAAACGAAGACUGUGCAAUAACCAGCUUUCAGAGAACUAUAUCUGAUAUAUUAACCUGGGCUGAUUACCCCUGUCAUCAAUCUGUAUCCUGGAUCUGUGAGAAACGUGUAACUGGACUGUAACUGAGAGUAUAUUGAUAUUAAAGCUCUAUAUUAAUCUGUG